CGGGGCGCGGCGGCGGAGCGGGCCCCGCACGGGAUGAGCCGCCGCGCCGCCAGCACUGCCGGCCCCGCGCAGAUUGCCAUAUGCAAUGGACACUGAUCUCAGUUCCCAGGACAGGAAGGACCUGGACAAAUUCAUCAAAUUUUUUGCUUUAAAGACAGUACAAGUAAUUGUCCAGGCCCGACUUGGAGAGAAAAUCUGUACCCGCUCAUCAUCCUCCCCAACAGGUUCUGACUGGUUCAAUUUGGCAAUCAAAGAUAUACCAGAGGUUACUCAUGAAGCAAAGAAAGCCCUGGCAGGACAGCUGCCCGCUGUUGGACGGUCUAUGUGCGUGGAGAUUUCUCUCAAAACCUCAGAGGGGGACUCCAUGGAGCUGGAAAUUUGGUGUCUGGAAAUGAAUGAAAAGUGUGACAAAGAAAUCAAAGUUUCAUACACUGUAUACAACAGGCUGUCUCUAUUGCUGAAGUCUUUGCUUGCUAUAACCAGAGUAACUCCAGCCUACAGACUCUCUAGGAAACAAGGCCAUGAAUAUGUAAUAUUGUACAGGAUAUAUUUUGGUGAAGUCCAGCUGAGUGGCUUGGGAGAAGGUUUCCAGACAGUCCGUGUUGGGACAGUGGGUACCCCAGUGGGCACCAUCACUUUGUCUUGUGCCUACAGAAUCAACCUUGCUUUCAUGUCAACCAGGCAGUUUGAGAGGACCCCUCCUAUCAUGGGGAUUAUAAUUGAUCACUUUGUGGACCGUCCCUAUCCCAGCUCUUCACCCAUGCAUCCCUGCAAUUACAGAGCUGGUGAGGACAAUGGUGCAGUAUACCCCUCAGUAGAAGAUUCCCAAGAAGUGUGUACCACAUCUUUUUCCACCUCUCCUCCAUCUCAGUGUGUUUUUACUGUCACAAAGGCACAUUUUCAGACCCCUCCUCCUGUGGUGACGGACACCUUGAAGGUCCCAGUGAUGGGGCUGGCCUUUUCACAUCAACUUUCCAGCUCACGUCUUUCCUAUCAGCCUGCUGCCCUGGGAGUUGGAUCAGCUGACAUGGGGUAUCCUGUACUCUUUGCUGGUGGCUUGAAUGCUACACACCCUCACCAGUUGAUUGGUCCAGGCAAAGAAGGGGGAGUUCCCCCAGUUCCUAGCCAGCCAGCACAUGGCACUCAAGCUGACCAAGAGAGGAUGUGCACCCCACUGGAGGGAGUACAUUACUCAGCAGCUACUCCUUCUAGCAGUGAGGAUACAGAAACAGUAUCCAACAGCAGUGAAGGAAAGUGUGGCUCCCCACAUGACCUUUUGGAGACCAUCUUUAUCCGGAAGGUGGGAGCUUUUGUCAACAAACCCAUCAACCAGGUGACCAUGGCCAACUUAGACAUUCCUUUUGCCAUGUUUGCUCCCAAGAAUGUUGAGCUGGAAGAUAACGACCCCAUGGUCAAUCCUCCUGAAUCCCCAGAAACGGAAUCUCCUCUACACGGCAGCUUACACUCAGAGGGCUCCAGUGGCAGCAGCACAGGGAACACCCACGAUGACUUCGUUAUGGUCGACUUUAAACCAGCAUUUUCAAAAGAUGACAUUCUUCCAAUGGACCUGGGGACAUUUUACCGUGAAUUUCAGAACCCCCCUCAACUCAGCAGCCUCUCCAUUGACAUUGGAGCACAGUCCAUGGCAGAGGAUUUGGACUCGUUACCAGAGAAGCUGGCAGUCCAUGAGAAAAAUGUCAAAGAAUUUGAUGCUUUUGUGGAAACCUUGCAGUGAAGCUGUUUCCCAGUUCUGCUGCAGCAAUUCUUCCUCCCCAAGGCAUCCUGGAGAUGACAUCAACAGAUAUCUCUAUUGCCCCUGCUCUGCCUUUUGUUCACAUUGACUAGUUCCCUCCAUCAAGUGAGCUUUCUUUUCUCUCUUCAAUGACAGAUACAGCUCAUCUGCUGAUUCUCCUCAACUUUUCCACCACAUAGUUCUGGACUGCUUUUCCUGCUCACAGUCAGUUUUAAGACUUCAGUAGGGACACAGGAAGUCAAACCUCAGUGUAUGGAAACUUACUUUCUCUUCAGUCUGUGUUCUGUAUGGAGGGGCAUUGUGGAAAGUUGCCAUAUGCUUCCUCCAAGGGUCCUAUGGUGUAAGUUUCCUAGGUAGAGCUUCUUGCUAACAGACUUUUUCCUGCAGUCUCUGAUCCUGUUAGAGCAUAGAAAGCUUUGGCUUAUUUCCAGGAUCUGUGAGUUCAGCAAAUUCAACUGUUUGAAGUCCAUUCCACAGAACUGGGCAUUUCAUCCCGACUUCAGAGUGCUUGCUUGGAGCACAGGGAGAGAUGUCAGCUUUGGGACCUGCAUAAUCCAAGUUACCUUUGUUUUCCUGCUUCUAAGGAAUUGGGUCUCUACACUGUGCAAUGUUAGGUGGCUGAUAAGCAGGAGUGAAACUGCAGGAAUGCUUUCCACAUUUCCUUCCCGAGUGCACUGACACUCGGCCAUGCUGAGUGUAACAGUGUUGACUGUUGGCAAGCCUGCACAUAGCAGCUGUGAUGAUGCUGAAUUCAUAGUCUCUGCUUUUGAAACAUAACUGUAAAUACUAGGAAUCCUAUUUCUUUAGGGUUAUGUAACUAGGAGUCUUAGUCCAAGAUUUUUUCCUCUAAUCCUUGCAAACCUUCCUGCUUUAUGGUUAAUAGAUGAUCUUAAGAAUUAAAAAAUAUUUAUUGCUUUUAAAGAAACCUA
Molecule: messenger RNA, 2682 nt
Organism: Melozone crissalis (California towhee)
Lineage: Eukaryota; Metazoa; Chordata; Aves; Passeriformes; Passerellidae
Gene: ATG13
Product: autophagy related 13
Exons: 18
Coding region: 86-1735 (549 amino acids)
Biological process (GO): piecemeal microautophagy of the nucleus; protein localization to phagophore assembly site; autophagosome assembly
Cellular component (GO): phagophore assembly site; Atg1/ULK1 kinase complex; cytosol
Source: RefSeq, a predicted model, not a curated record